Schistocerca cancellata (South American locust) is the source of this 1317-nucleotide messenger RNA. RefSeq lists its product as uncharacterized. The coding region runs from base 139 to 579 and encodes 146 amino acids. NCBI's taxonomy places the organism in Eukaryota, Metazoa, Arthropoda, Insecta, Orthoptera, Acrididae. The record is from RefSeq and is a predicted model, not a curated record. The transcript has 6 exons.
GUUGUGGAAAUUUGUGUGUGACAUUCUGCAGGUAAUUUAUAAGCGUUUAUAAACAGCAAGCAGGAAUAAGUGAAGAAAUGUGUUUCGGAAGUAAAUUAACAUGGUACUUAAUUUGUAUCACAGUAACACUUGAGUUUGAUGAACUGUAGAACUGAAGCCAUGGACCAGGAGCCAACUAUGUGGAUAAAAAAAGAGGGAACAGAUGAAGUACAAACUGAGUUAUGCUUCAUGGCCCAAGUUUACCCAUUCAGCGUGAAUGUAAAAGAAGAGCUGGAGGAGGAUGCGAAUAAAGAGUUUCUUGAAGACCCAUUAAAGGUUGAUGGCCCUAGUGUUUGGGUAAAGCAAGAUCCCGAACUGCAACCCCAUGCUGCUGGAUCUGAGCAUAAUUCUGUUAAAGAUCCAUUGGGAAUAUCUUGGCGCACUGAUUUUAUCAAGGAGGAUCCUGAAUUAAAUUUGGAAAUGAAUAUAACUGAGAAUAUUUUUCUCGUAUACGCAACAACAACAACACUUGGGAGAGCUCAGAACGUGAGUACUAAAUAUUUCUUGCGUUUUAUUCAAAAAUGUUUCCAUUGUGGAUAGUUUCCUUAAUUUCUGUAAAUAAACAUGACGUUUUUGGAUAUCUGUAUUCAUGUUCAUAUUUAAUUUCAGAAUGAUUGUUUUUAUUUUUGAUUUCCUACCUAUUUGUUAUUGGUGAAAGUGGUUUAGUAUGUCCAACCACACAUGUAACAACUGGAGAUAAUUAUAAUUAAGUGAUUGGCACUGUUUUGUUUUUCUACACUUCAGCUAUGACACUUUGUACUGAUGUGAUUACAUUUUAUUCCAUCUUUCUCAUGAUAACACAUCCACAACUGCUGUAUGGAUUAUUCAACAUCAACAUACAUUUGUAUUAAAUAUUAUUUUCUAAUAAAAGGAAAGGAAACCAGGUUUCUGGACAAUAGCCUUAUAUUCCGAUGAAUCUGAAAAUACACUACUAAGUGUGGUGAGGAUACAUAUUAUGAAUCUCUAAGAAAAACAGUAAAAUUUGUAGCAAUGUGUUCAAAAGAUACACAGUAUGGACUGAAUAUCUCUGUGUGUGCUAAAGAUAGGUCAUAUAACAUUUCUCUGGUACACGAGAUGUAAGCAGAAAAUAAACAUAUUCAGUGGUUGUGUGGAAAACUACCCAAAGAACUCAGUCUACAUAAACACAAUAGAUACCCAUAAAUUAAGGAAUGUAACUGCACCUAAUAAAAUCAUAGCCUAAGUUAAUCAUGACAGAAUAAACUUUUGCACCAGAAUGGUCAAGGACAAGUCAAUUUUAGGAUGUGGAUUCAAUACAAA